CUUCCUUACAUCCCCCCGACCAACACUGCUCCAGAUCUCCCACCUCUCCCUGUCCACUUCAAUCCUCUCUUCCCAGAUCUCUUACAUUAACCAAACCAAACACUAUUAUGUCUCUGCAAAUCAUCAAAGUCCUCGAAUACUGGGCAGAAGGAGAGAUCACUAACUUCAUCAAGGUAUGGGCUCUGGUCGUCGCCUCUCUUUCCUACUGCUUCUUCGCUGCCAAACACCUCCCUCCAGGCUUGUCCAGAUUCUUGGCACUUCUCCCUGUCCUACUUCUCAACCUCAUCCUUCCUCUCACUCUUCACACCAUGCAUCUCGGCGGCUCCUCCGCUUUCUUCCUCGCUUGGCUCGCCAACUUUAAGCUCCUCUUGUUUGCUUUUGGGAAGGGCCCUUUAUCCGACCCUUCCGUUUCCCUUCCAAGAUUUGCAGCCCUCGCCUGUCUCCCCAUCAAAUCUGCUGGUUGUGUCCCUAUAUUAGUUGCAGACGAGAAGCUCGUGAGUCUUAAAAAGACGGAUAAAUCGUCUGAAAGUAAAACUGUGAGGCGAAAAGGAUCAGGUGGCGAGGUACCAAUUGAGUCGCAAGCUGCAUCCAAAACGUCUAAACAGGGGCUGAAAUCCAUGUGGAAUUACGUGACAAAAGGGUUGCUCAUUUGCCUGUUCUUGAAGCUGUACGACUAUACUGAUAUGAUUCAUCCAAAAUUGACAUGGGUUCUCUAUAGCCUUCACAUUUACUUCGGGCUGGAAAUUAUCCUGGCGAUUUUCGGGGGGUUGGCUAAAGCCCUGGUUGGGAUAGAGCUGGAGCCGCAAUUCGACGAGCCAUAUCUCUCGGCUUCAUUGCAAGAGUUCUGGGGUCGGAGAUGGAACAUCAUGGUCACGCGUAUUUUACGGCCGACGGUCUACGAGCCCGUACUGUAUUUCUCGACGCUGAUCAUAGGCCGGAAAUGGGCCCCACUUCCUGCUGUGAUGGGCUCGUUUCUAGUCUCGGCUUUGAUGCACGAGCUGAUAUUUUUCUACCUGGGCCGGAGGAAGCCCAGUGGAGAGAUCACCUUGUUUUUCAUGCUGCAUGGGGUGUGUUUAGCGAUCGAGGUAGCGAUCAAGAAAGCCAUCAACGGCAGGUGGCGGCUGCCUAAGUUGAUGGCGGCCCCUCUGACCGUUGGAUUUGUGAUGGUGACAGCGUUUUGGUUGUUUUUCCCUGAGUUUUUGAGGUGUGAUUCGUUACCGAGAGCGAUCAAUGAGUAUGCUGCCAUCGCUUCGUUCGUGAAGGAUGUUACUGAGGCUUUGACUUUCGGAUCUCUUAAUAAUGUUACCGUCGUUUGAGAAUGUUUCAUUUUCUACGUACGGUUCUUGCAGUUUUCUUGAUGAUAUUGAGUUUUUGGUGGACAAAAAUAAUAGUUUACUCGACUCA
This is a messenger RNA of Sesamum indicum (sesame), 1404 nucleotides long. Lineage: Eukaryota; Viridiplantae; Streptophyta; Magnoliopsida; Lamiales; Pedaliaceae. The record is from RefSeq and is a predicted model, not a curated record.